Closterium sp. NIES-65 is the source of this 1497-nucleotide messenger RNA. The record is from the annotation of a GenBank genome assembly. Lineage: Eukaryota; Viridiplantae; Streptophyta; Zygnematophyceae; Desmidiales; Closteriaceae.
AUGUUGGACAGACCGGGGGUCAGAAAGGUGAUUGAAGCCGUGGAGCGGCAAGCGGACUUGUGUGGGGACGGUUUUGAGCUUCUAAUCUCCCGCCUCAAUACUGCUCUACGAGCUUACGCGAAAGAGGAGCGGAAGAGGGUCCGAGCUACGAUGGUUCACCUUCAGCGAUCGGUUGCGGUGCUAAAACAUGCGUGGCUGGGUGACCCGGGGUGUGCUCGGCUGAAAACCUUGCUUGGCGAAAGAGAGGCGCAGUUGAAGAGCUACCAGCUGGUUCGGCAGGAGCGACUUCAUCUAAUGGCUGGGUUGAAGGAAGAAUUCAUGGGUGAAGUGGCCUCCCCGCACCUGUCGGCAAAUAUCAAAGCCAGAAAGGGGCGGACGCAGAUUACGGAGUUAAACGCAGGCGGGAAGCUGGUGAAUGACAAUAAAGCAAUCAUGAAGGCAGCGUCACAGUAUUAUAAGGAGCUGUUCGAAAGCGACAUACAGCAGGCCGUGUCUGCUUGGUCUCCUGCUCACGGGAGGUCUCUGUCGCAGAAGUCGGCGGAAGCGGUGUGUGCGGCCUGGUCGGAGGAAGAAGUGAAAGCUGCUUUUCGUUCGAUGGCGAAGGAUAAGGCUCCCGGGAAGGAUGGGUUGCCGAAGGAGCUGUUCGAGUUUCACUGGGAUAUCUUGGGCAAACAUUUCAUGAAGCUGGUCGACAGUUUCGCAGCUACGGCGACGCUGCCGACGAGUACGAAUAACGUUGUUACCAUCCUGCUACACAAAAAGGGGGGGAGGGAGCAGCUUGAGAACUACAGACCGAUCACCCUUCUGAGCCUCACCUACAAAGUGAUCGCGAGGGUGGUGGCAGACAGGAUGAAAAGAGUGUUGCAUGAAGUCAUCUCUCCGGAGAAGUACGAUUUCUUGCCUGGUAGAAGGCUGUCGGACGCGGUGGGCUUGGUUGCGGAUGCUAUCGAGGCCACGAAGAACAAGGAUCAUGACUGGUAUCUUCUGCUGGUCGACUUUAGAAAAGCUUUCGACUCGGUCUCGAGGAACUUCUUGUUCACGGUGCUCGAGCGGAUGGGUUUUCCGAGCCGUCUCGUGGACUGGGUUAGGGGCCUGCACAAGGAUACACGGACCAAACUGUUAAUCAACGGCUGGAUGGGGGAAGCGGUUGACGUGGUGUCUGGGGUGCGGCAUGGUUGUCCGCUUGCGCCUUACCUCUUCCUGUGUGCGGUGGAACCGUUGGCCCAGCAGGCGGCUGCUAGAAAACUUGGUCUUGGAAAGGGGGAGCAGCGGCUGGCGUAUCUGGGCUGCCCGCGCAUCCAGCAGGUGGUGGUGGCAGUCAAGCGGUCCAUGCGCAUGCUGAACCCUGCGAAGCAAGUGUCGGCCCUGGGGGACCUGCUGCGCAUCGAGGCAGCUUUUCGGCUGCAUGUGAAGGUGUACACGCGAGCAAUGGGAAAGAAGACUGGCAGCAGCGGUGGUUCAAAGGGACAAAGGAGAACUCAUGCGCUGGCGGAGUAG